This is a messenger RNA of Misgurnus anguillicaudatus (oriental weatherfish), 1960 nucleotides long. It is a transcript of the gene oscp1a, whose product is annotated as organic solute carrier partner 1a. Lineage: Eukaryota; Metazoa; Chordata; Actinopteri; Cypriniformes; Cobitidae. The record is from RefSeq and is a predicted model, not a curated record. Gene Ontology annotation, biological process: transport. Gene Ontology annotation, cellular component: cytoplasm; plasma membrane.
ACGCUGCCGAUUAAACUAAACGAAUAUGACAAAUGAAGAGCGCAUAUAAAUAGAUGUUUAAUUAAUUAAUAAUCUGAAUUAUUAGAAAAUCAAAUAAUCCCCAAACUUUACUAGUUCUUAUUGAAGGCAUGUCUCAAAAAACGCUUCCUUUGCUUAUAAUAAACCUCGGCGGUGAAAUGCUGUAUAUUCUGGAGCAGCGCCUUCGAGCGCAGGAUGAACACGAUGAUGAAACUCAGAGAGGUUGUUGGACAGAAGAUGACAGAAAAAGAGUUAUAAAUGAUAUAGUGGGCACUAUGUUCAGUAAGACUUUUCUAGAGGAGAUUUUAAAGCCUCAGGAUGUGUUUACUCAUCGAGCUCUACGGACAGUUCUCACACGGAUCGCGCACGCCUCCAUCAUGCGCCUAAAUCCAGCCAGUAUGGACAGGUUGUAUGAUUUGAUGACUAUGGCCUUCAAGUAUCAGAUUAUUCUGUGUCCACAUCCACGAGAUCUACUUCUCAUCACCUUUAACCACAUGGACAGCAUCAAAGACCUGGUGAGGAAAAGUCCAAACCUGGUUAACCAGAUCAACGAAGCCCAGCGACAACUUAUAGAGGUGUACACACCCCUAUCUGAUGGUGAGUUUCAACUCAUCCGACAAACGCUUUUGGUUCUCUUUCAAGAUAUGCAAAUCAGGGUGUCAAUUUUCUUAAAACAACAAAUCCAGAACCCAAACGGACAUUUUGUGCUGCCAACUUCAGGGCCUGUCCCAUACGGAUUUGAGGUUCCAGGUCUAAUCAGGUGGUUUAACCCUAAAGGUCGAGAAGUGAGGAGAGCAAUGUUUCCCAAUGGAGGAAACUACACAAAAGCUGUUCAUCAGCCCUCAUUUGACCUCUUUGGAGACAGGGUGACGCGUUUGGGCACUAACAUGUACAGUGGAGCCUCACCUGAAAACUCAAUCCCAUCAGACAAAAGUACCAGAAAGCAAAAGCAGGUAGAGUCUGCACACAACCCUCUGGCCACCGAGGAACUGAACUUGCUGGCCAAACUAAUGGGUGGGAUGAAGGUACAGAAUCUCUCAAAUGUGGAUGCUGGUUACAAAGUGAACCUGUUGGCCUUGGAGAAAGAGGAUGAGGGGGUCUGUAUUUUGGAAGGGGUGGAGCAACAAUCACCCAAAGUCAUCAACAUACAGGCCAUACAGGAUGAGUUGGUCAGUACUGAACUGGCCCAUAUAGCAGGAGAGUUCACAGAAGAUGGAAGUCAAACAAAGGGAACUUGGAACAAAGGAGAUGACUUACUGGCCAUGAUGGAUGACAUCUAAAGGACAGGAAUUUGGAGAAGAAUAUGGAUUGUAUACAGAAGCAUGUGUUGAAAAGAUGUGGAUGGUCACCAUAUGUUGUUUCUGGUCCUUGAAGGCUUAGCAUAAUAGCUUCUUAAUUAACCUGUUUCUUACUGUGCAGCAGCUAGACUAACCACCAAACCAGCACUAACAACCAAACCGUCCUCAACCAGUUGUUUUGGGGUCUGUUUUUGUUUUGCAGUGGUCUGUUCAAACAUCUAAUCCAGUGGUUCACAACCUUUUUCACUUCAAGGCCCCCUAGUUGCCCACAACAAUAUUUGAAGGCCCCCCACUCACUCAAUUUUUUCAGAAUAAAAUUUACUAGAGCUUGGAAUGACUAGACAUGUAUAUUCACUACUAAAUGGCCAAAAAAAGAAAUAAAUUGCUUUUCGCAAUUAUAGCUUAUUUUAAUGCUUGUUUUGUCCAAUUUUUUAAGUAAGUCAUCUUGAGGCCCCCUUGGACAUCUGCUGAGGCCCCCUGUGGGCCCCGGCCUUCUGAUUGGGAAACAAUGAUUGUUUAAGAUUUCUUAAAAGAUAGAAACAUUUUGGUCUUUGUUAUAUUUUAUAACAGAGAUUUGGUAAACAAGUCCACCCAAUGAAACAACACUGCACACCCUUACUGUUACUGUAGUGAAACUAUGUUUU